Messenger RNA from Podospora anserina S mat+, 1473 nucleotides. RefSeq lists its product as uncharacterized. The transcript is spliced from 3 exons. Gene Ontology annotation, biological process: transmembrane transport. The record is from RefSeq and is a predicted model, not a curated record. Gene Ontology annotation, molecular function: transmembrane transporter activity. The annotation marks the transcript as partial. Gene Ontology annotation, cellular component: membrane. Lineage: Eukaryota; Fungi; Ascomycota; Sordariomycetes; Sordariales; Podosporaceae.
GCAGGCCAGACACUCGCCCAUGAACUCGGCGGAACGUCUGCAGCAACCUUUUGGACAGGCACAUCUUUUCUGCUGGCCAACGCAGCACUUGUUCCCUGCAUUGGCGCCGUGUCUGACAUCUUUGGUCGCCGUGAGCUGCUCAUGGUGUCGCUUCUUUUCUUUACCGUGGGGACAGUAGUAUGUUGCACAUCCCACACCAUGACCCAGCUGCUGGCCGGCCGAACCUUGCAAGGUGUUGGGGCCGGGGGCAUCCAGACAAUGUCCUACAUCAUCGUGUCGGAUAUUGUGCCUCUCAGGCAGAGACCAAAAUACGGCAACUUCACCUUGUUGGCCUGGGGCUUAGGCGCCAUCUGUGGUCCCGUCCUUGGCGGUGUGAUUACUGAGCACACAACAUGGAGGUGGCUCUUUUACAUCAACUUUCCCAUCUGCUGUCUUGGGCUCUUGAUUGUUCCUCUCACAGUCAAUCUCAGGCCAGAGAAGAAGAGAACUUUUGCGGAGAACCUUGCCGCUGUUGACUGGGCUGGUGGUGUUUUAUUCAUCGCCAGCAUCUCAAGCUUCUUGGUCGGGCUCACUUGGGCAGGAAUCCAAUUUCCGUGGAACUCUUAUCAAACACUUGUGCCAAUCAUCGUGGGUGCGGUUGGCCUGUUGCUAACGGUGGUUUAUGAGAAACGCGUCCCUGCUUUCCCAUUUUUGAGGGUCUCAGUCUUUAACAGCCUGUCUGCGGUGCUUGUUUACAUCUGCACCACAGUUCAUGGAUUUCUGCUCUUCUCGCACCUGUUUUACAUCAUGUUCUAUUACCAGUCCAUCAAGGCCAUAAACCCGACAAUAGUGGCUGUCAUCAUGGUGGCGGUAAACCUGGUUCUUUUCCCCGCCAGCAUCGUCACAGGCCUGAUGAUUACACGGUUCGGGUCAUUUUUAUGGGCUGUUUGGGGUGGGCUGGCAGUGACAACAUUGGGGAAUGGUCUGUUAUUCCUCUUGGACCGAGACCGUUCAGUGGCAGCAACUGUCUUCAUCUUGCUUGUUUCCAGCAUCGGCCAGGGACUUUUGCUCAGCGCGCUCAACGUGGCUACGCAGACCAUGGCCAAGACAGUUGAUGUCGCGUAUGCAGUCACCAUGUUCAUGUUUAUGCGGACACUCGGCAUGUGUUUGGGAGUUGCCUUGGGCGGCACAACAUUCCAAAAUGUGCUGCUGAGAGCACUUGAAGAAAGGAAAGUCGCUGAUGCUCUCGUCAUUGCAGUUGAUGCAGAGUCAUUUGUGGCGAGACUCCACGCCAUGCAAAGCGGCCCCACAAAGGAUGCGAUACUAGAGUCUUAUGUGAAAGGGUUUCAUGGAGUAUUCAGCCUGUUGGUGGGUCUCUCAGCGUCGUGCUUAUUGGCAAGCUUCUUCAUGAAACACCACACCCUAGAUAGGAAGUUGGAUUCCGAACAUAAACUGCAGGGCAGGCAUUCCCCAAAGGGGGAUGUGAGCGCCUAG